This is a messenger RNA of Dreissena polymorpha, 936 nucleotides long. RefSeq lists its product as uncharacterized. The record is from RefSeq and is a predicted model, not a curated record. The transcript is spliced from 7 exons. Bases 1 to 936 code for a protein of 311 amino acids. Lineage: Eukaryota; Metazoa; Mollusca; Bivalvia; Myida; Dreissenidae.
AUGAAGUUCAUUGGGUUCCACUUAGAUAACUACGGGCCUAAUAUUUUCCUAAAUUCGCUACGGUUGUACGGAAUCGCCGUGUCCCUAAUUUCCACUGUUAUGAACGUAGUCGACGCUCAACACUUUAGUCGGUUCAAGGAAAAUACGAAGAGAAAAGAAAAAAGCAGAGAUUCCGGAGUUAAAAAAUCAGCUUUGAAUCAGGCCGUAUGGCUUGAGGAUAUCACCCAGAACGCCAAGACACGCAAUCUGGACCUGGGGUUGCCUGAAACUCUUCAGGUCAAGCUGAGGCGCACCGGGCAACAGGAUUUGAUCUUGAAACUCGUGGAAAACAAGCGACUGAACCAGAACGCUCCGACUGGUAGCUUGGAUUACAAUUACAAUUACGCCUUUGAAAUCAACCCGACGCGGGAAAUGUUUGUGUCAAGGUCACUGGCCGACAACAAGCUUAAUCCCCAUAUGCUUUCCAGGGUGGUAAAUCGCACAGGAAAGCGUAUUAUUAGCGAUAUUGCUAGACGGGAUCACAUUAGCGAAGACGCCCCACUACCGACGAGCGCCGCAGACGACGUGGACCUUUACCAUCCCAAGCCCGAACGUGGUCGUGAUGACUCUGGGGUCGUUAAUGACAUUGUUGGAAAAGAGCUUGCCAAAGAAUUACGACAACUCUUGAUGAAGAGCGAGUUAGAUGCCUUUUCAGAGAAACUUCAUCUUCGUCGUCAGGAGAGACAAUCAACCAAAACGUACGCCCUGGAAAUCCUUGUCGGAGCUGACCCUUCCGUCUGGAAAAAGUACUAUGCAAAAGCUGUUGGAACGGCCACUUUGACUAAGGAUCAGGCAACUGAGUUGUUCAUCCGGAAGCGUUUCUCUCACAUCAUUAACGGGGUAGGAUAUAUAGGGCGUUCGUGCGUGUUUGUGAAUGUGUGCACGUUUGUUUCGUAG